Molecule: messenger RNA, 5900 nt
Organism: Cyphomyrmex costatus
Lineage: Eukaryota; Metazoa; Arthropoda; Insecta; Hymenoptera; Formicidae
Gene: mud
Product: mushroom body defect
Exons: 14
Coding region: 1-5853 (1950 amino acids)
Source: RefSeq, a predicted model, not a curated record
AUGGAGCUGUGGGAAAAAGUUAUCUUAGAAUGGAUCAAUUGUCUAGAAGUGCAGGAUGAACCAGUGAAAAAUAUAAUAGAACUACAAGAUGGAAUAUUUUAUAUCAAUUUCCUGAAAUUAAUAAAAUGGAAGAAGCUUCAGGUUUUUGAUCAAGAGGACAUUAUGAAAUUUAUAGAAGAGGAAUAUCCUACUUUUAAAGUUAACAAAGAUGAUGAUACAGAACAUAUAUACCUUGCAUCCUUGCUAUUGUUACAUUUGUGUCGAGUACUUUUUGCAACACAUCAGUCUCUACAAUACAAUAUGUGUGAUAACUUGAAAAACGAAACACAAAUUAGAGUUAAAGCCUUUCUUGAAAGUGUUCUACCUAUUGGCAAAGAUAUUACCAAGGAAACUAUGAGAGAAGUUAUUAUGGAGGUAGUAGAUACAGCAAUGUCUAUGGAUAAUUGUAAAACACCGCGAACACCAUCCAGUAAGAACUUUUUAAAUUCGCCUCUAACAUGUUCUGGACGUAGCAAAAAAAUUUUGAUUGAACGAGUUCGAGAGUUGAAAGAUUUGAAGUGUAACUUGGCAAUGGAACGAUUUACUAAUGCGGAUUUACGGGAUGAUUUAUUAAGGCAAUGCAAUAAAAUAGACAAGUUGCAGAAGAAGCUUGACGAAAAAUCCGCGAAAAUAAAGGAGUUACAAGCAGAAUUGUUUAAGCCAAACACUCCUCAGUCAUCUUGUACACAAGAAGAUAGUUCACAAGAGAAUUAUUACAAGAGAUAUAUUAAUGAUUUAGAAAAUCAAUUGAAUAAACAGCAGGACGAAAUUAAUAAACUAGAGAUAGAGAAAGAUGCUAUAUCAAAGGAGUUAUGUUGCACACGUAGAACAUCUAAACAUUACAAGGAAAAUUUUAUAAACUGCGAACAGUCCUUGGAAUCUUUAACAAAAAAAAUUGAAUUAAAGGACAAAGAACUGAUAGAACUUAGAAUGUGCAACGAAGAAUUACGCGUUUAUAUGAAAGAAUUGAAUAAAAAUGCUAAUCCAGAACAAAGUUUUGAGGUUGAAGAUUUAUUAUGUCCUGCCACUAAGUCAUUGAACACUAGUGAAGUUUUAAGUACUGUAAUCGAAAUUCAACUCCUGGAAGCCAAAGAAGAAUCUGCUAUAUUGCAUGCUCAAAUUGAUUCUUUAAAAGGAAGAUAUGAUCUUCUUAUGAAGGAUUAUAGAGCUGCAAUAGAAUCCAAUAGAGAUUUGCAAGAAAAGAUAAAGACGCUAGAUAGGGUGCAAGCAGAAUUAAAUAAUGUGCAGAAGGAAUUGGAUGUAUCAAAUGUAGCGGUUACAAAUUUACAGAAAAAAUUAUCUGAAACAGAACAAUCGAAUAUUACACUGAGUACAGAAUUGGAAAACUUGAAACUAGAUAUGAAGAAUUUGAAUGAAUUAUUGGAAAGUGAAAAGAUCAAUUCCUCACAUUUAAGUACUACUCUAACACAAACAAAUUCACAAAUAACAGAACAUCUUGCAUACAUUCAUAAACUUACCGAUGAAAAAGAUUCAUAUAAAUCUUCCAUCGAAAAUUGUAGCAAAAAAUUAAGAGACAUCUUACAUUGUGAUAAUCAGCAAUUUAUAGAAGUUAAAACUGAUAAUUUAAAUAAUUCGACACUUAAUGAUCUUACAAAAUGUAUUGAAACAAUGUUGCAUAACUGCAAAGUAAUGUGCGUUUCGUAUGAAAGUGAUAUUGAGAAAUUGAAAACAACAAUAGAUGAAACAAAUACGAAUCUAUGUAAGCAACAAUUAACCAUUACAAGUUUAGAAGAACAAAAUAAACAGAAUCUUGUGGAAUUAACUAAUAUCGAGGAAGAGAAGAAGCAAAAGGAUUUAUUGAUAGAUGAACAAAAGCAAAUUAUUCUUACAUACUCACAAGAAAUCGAAGUUUUAAAAGAAAUUAAAGAUGAAAAAGAUUCAUAUAAAUCUUCCAUCGAAAAUUGUAGUAAAAAAUUAAGAGACAUCUUACAUUGUGAUAAUCAGCAAUUUAUAGAAGUUAAAACUGAUAAUUUAAAUAAUUCGACACUUAAUGAUCUUACAAAAUGUAUUGAAACAAUGUUGCAUAACUGCAAAGUAAUGUGCGUUUCGUAUGAAAGUGAUAUUGAGAAAUUGAAAACAACAAUAGAUGAAACAAAUACGAAUCUAUGUAAGCAACAAUUAACCAUUACAAGUUUAGAAGAACAAAAUAAACAGAAUCUUGUGGAAUUAACUAAUAUCGAGGAAGAGAAGAAGCAAAAGGAUUUAUUGGUAGAUGAACAAAAGCAAAUUAUUCUUACAUACUCACAAGAAAUCGAAGUUUUAAAAGAAAUUAAAGAUGAAAAAGAUUCAUAUAAAUCUUCCAUCGAAAAUUGUAGUAAAAAAUUAAGAGACAUCUUACAUUGUGAUAAUCAGCAAUUUAUAGAAGUUAAAACUGAUAAUUUAAAUAAUUCGACACUUAAUGAUCUUACAAAAUGUAUUGAAACAAUGUUGCAUAACUGCAAAGUAAUGUGCGUUUCGUAUGAAAGUGAUAUUGAGAAAUUGAAAACAACAAUAGAUGAAACAAAUAUGAAUCUAUGUAAGCAACAAUUAACCAUUACAAGUUUAGAAGAACAAAAUAAACAGAAUCUUGUGGAAUUAGCUAAUAUCGAGGAAGAGAAGAAGCAAAAGGAUUUAUUGGUAGAUGAACAAAAGCAAAUUAUUCUUACAUACUCACAAGAAAUCGAAGUUUUAAAAGAAAUUAAAGAUGAAAAACUCGUUUUGGAACAAAAUUUAUGUUUAUUACAUGAAUUAACAAAUAAUUUAACAAAUCGAGAGUCACUGCUGAGACAUGUUAUGUUAAAAGAUCUACAGAACGAAGAAUUAUCAAAAAUUCAAGCAAUAAAUACUACAUUACAACGAAACUUAUUAGAAAAUGAAGAAAAGGUGGAUACUUUAGAAAAGAAGGAAAGAAUUCUCAUCAAUGAAUUAAAUGAAUACAAACGCAAUGUACAAGAAUUAAGAGAUAUGAAUCAAACGUUGGAAGAACUAUACGCAGUUAUGAAAACUGAAACAAAUAAUAAAAUUGAUAGUCUUGAGUCAGAUAACGCUAAAAUAUUGCUCGAGUUGAAAGAUGCCACUGAUAAGCUAAAUUUAUUAUAUCAAGAAAAAAGUGAUAUAAUGACGCAGAUAGGAUUAAAAGAAGCACAAAUUAACAAGUUACUUUUGGAUAUUUUAGCUUUCAAAUCAGAGAAGAAUGAUUUAAUGAAUUCUCAUAAAGAAAUUCUUAACAUGAAAGAUAAAGAGCUAGGAAUGAAAGAAGAGGCCUUAUUGAUGUUACAAACUAAAAUGGAAAAAGUGACGAACGAAGCAAAUGUUAUGGAAAAGAAAAUGAAAGAGAUAAUUAUUAAUCUUCAAGAAAUAAGAUCCAGUCAGGAUGCUGUCUUGGCAACUCAAGAAGCAGCUCUCAAAGAAAAGUGUCUAUACGUAGAAGAACUUCAAGAACGUUUUGACAAUUCGAAGGAGAUCUUAAAUAAAGAACUUGAAGACACAAAAUUGUCAUUACGUGAGUGCCAAAUUAAAUUCUUUGACUUAGAAAAUGAAUUUAAUAACCAAAACAGAACAAUAGCAGAAUUACAAGUCACACUCAAAACAGUAAAUGUGGAGCUUGAAAAGAGUAAGGAGUAUUGUAAGCAUAUGGAUGCAAGUCAAGAGGAAAUUAUAAAAUUAUGCCAAGAAUUGGAACAUCCAACGAAAAAUUUAAAUUCGACGAUUACGAAAACGUGCUCAGACUUUGAUUUACAUGAUGUUAUUAAAAUAACUAUUAAUGAAUUAUACAAAUCUCAGAAAAUUAUCUCGCAUUUAUCAAAUGCAAAUAUAGAAUUGAAUGAAACUUUAUCAAAACAAGAAGUACUUAUAGAGAAUGGUGUAAAAGACAAAGAAGAAGUUUGUAGCCUCAAGAAUAAAAUACGAGAAUUGGAAAUAAUAGCACAGAAACGAAAUAAUUAUCUUAAGAGCCUCAUAAAAAAUAAGGAAUCUUUGCAGGAAUCUUUGCAGAAAGUUUUCGACACGCGCAACGAUUUAGAUACUAUUUUAACAUCAUCAAAACAAAAAUGGAAUGAAAUACUGGCAAAGUUUCAAAAUAUUUUUUAUAUUGAGUAUGCCGUUUGCGACGAGUUUAAACAGUUGCAAAUUAAGAAGACAAGUCUUGAAAAUGCAUUGUUAAAGUGUCAAAUUGAUUAUUCAGAGAAUAUCAAAUCUGUAUCUGAUAUUUUAUGGGAAAAGUUUCUGUGGACAGAACAAAAAUUACAUGAUACCUAUUUAUGUUCAAUACAUGAGAAGGAAUGUUUAGAUAUACUAACUAAUGUAGAAGAAGAUCAAUUUUCUAAUGAGAAAAUAGUAAUUAAUAUGGAGUUGGAAAAAUACAAAACGUUGCAAACUGAUGUAAUGAAAUCUGAAGAAGAGAUAAAAUCUUUCACUGCUUUAGUUACUUUUUACGAUAACAGUUUAAAAUCUGGUGAAAUCAAGAGUCAAGCAGAGAUAGAAAAGAAAUUACAAAAUCAAAUUAAUCAGUUGACAAAGGAAAGAAAAGAUCUAAAAACUAAAAUGGACACUAUGCGUUCGAGGAAUAUAAAAUUAGAGAAAAAUAUCGAUGAUCUUAGAAUGCAGAUAAAGGAGCUAAAACCGACAGAGUCAAUGCCGAUGGAGACAGCGUCGACGGAAGUUAACUUAACAACCUCUGAAGGAUCUGAAGUGCAAUUCCUGAAAGAAGAAUUAGGACGUAUGAAAGAACAGAAUCAACAACUACAUGAAGAAAAAGAAGAGUCAAGCAAGCUAGCAAAACAAAAAUUUGACAGUCAGUUAAAAGACAUACAUGCUAAAUAUGAACAAAAAUUGGAAGAUAUGAAACAACAAAUGAAAACAAUCUAUAAUGAGCAAAUAACGAAGUUGAGUAAGGAUCAAGAGAAGAUUAUGCAAGAAAAAUUGCAGAAUCAAAUGGAAAUGAUGUGUCAAAGGCAGAGAGAUGAACUUAACAAAUACAAAGCACACAUUGGCGAUUUAAGUUCACAACUAUGGAAUGUGGGAGAAAAACUUCUAAUCGAGCAACAACAAAAACAAGAUACGUUACAACGUUUAAAAGUACUAGAAACUAAACUUAGAGAGUUCCAAACGGACCAGCCAAUAGCCACAAUUUCACGUAAAACUUGCAAAAUGGAAAAACAGGAAUCGUUACCUAAUAAUGUACAACAAGCACAUAAAAUAACAACGCUUAUAACUGAAGAAACACUCGAAAAGAGGCACAGUAUUAGAAGCAUGCAAGCGAUGGGCAGUGUAUUUAAAACAGAGGAUGAAGAUGAGAUCUUUGACAAUGUUUAUCUAACUGAUUUGAAAAAAGGCAAUUUUAUGUCUAUCACAGAUGUCAACCGUUUAUCUGUUUUACAAAUGAGAAACUCUCUUUGCAAGCCUCAUCUAAAAUCUUCUUAUCCAACAGAAAUGCAAUUUCUUCCUUCAACUUUGACUGAAGAAGAGAUUAAAACGGGUUCUUCAGUAGAAGAAAACUUUAAUGAUAGUCUUAGCCAAAGUCUUCUCCCAGAACAGAAAGUCAGGAAAAAAGAUAGAUCUCAGAUAUCAUAUAAAAAACCCGGUCCUCCAACACCAAGUAAAAAUGGAGGAAGAUUAUCACUGCAGAGCAAUGAAUUAAGAAGUCCAAGUUCACGUAUAUUGAAGGAGCGAAAUGUAGAUAGAAGGACCACGACUACUCCUCAUUCGCUGAAAAACAUAUUCUCGCUAAAACGGCAAGAUGAAAAUGCAACUAGCACGCCAAAACGCAGACUCAGUAGUCUUUUUCGCAAAUCUCGUUUACAAUCGGAUCGCUGAAUAAAUAUUGUAACCAUGAUGCAUGAAAAAUGUAUGUUAGCAUGACA